Messenger RNA from Priapulus caudatus, 454 nucleotides. RefSeq names its product cytochrome P450 2D14-like. Gene Ontology annotation, cellular component: cytoplasm; intracellular membrane-bounded organelle. The record is from RefSeq and is a predicted model, not a curated record. Gene Ontology annotation, molecular function: iron ion binding; heme binding; oxidoreductase activity, acting on paired donors, with incorporation or reduction of molecular oxygen, reduced flavin or flavoprotein as one donor, and incorporation of one atom of oxygen. Gene Ontology annotation, biological process: xenobiotic metabolic process. NCBI's taxonomy places the organism in Eukaryota, Metazoa, Priapulida, Priapulimorpha, Priapulimorphida, Priapulidae. The transcript has 3 exons. The coding region runs from base 70 to 438 and encodes 122 amino acids.
CCGUACACGGGGCGACAAUAGGCGGAGGUGCAGAGAGUAGCCGACAUCGUACCGCUGGGACUUCCACACAUGACGACGGCGGACAUAAAACUUGAAGGCUACAGCAUUCCCGCGCGCGCCAUGGUCAUUGCCAACUUCACAGCCAUCCUGAACGAUCCCAAGUACUUCCCGGAACCGGAAAUGUUCUCCCCCGAGCGCCACCUAGACGCGGAGGGAAAGUUCGUGAAGAUCGAAGCAGUGAUUCCGUUUUCCAUCGGUCGCCGUGCAUGUCCGGGAGAAGCUCUCGCCAGGAUGGAGUUGUUCCUCUUCUUCACAAGCAUACUGCAGAAUUACGAUAUCUCGCUACCAGAAGGCGUGACAGAGCCGUCGCUGGCAGGCGAUCUUGGCAUUGUGUGGAUGGCGAAACCCUAUCAGCUGUGCUGCGUACCACGCGAAUAGAGAUAUUUGAUAAUAA